AUGAGCAUUACUAGGCUGUUGCGGAAAGAGACUUGGACCAAACACAGUGACAAAGCAGAGCCCCGCAGUACUAAAAAUCUGUGGUUACAGAUGAGGACAACUCAGAAACAUGUCUUUGAAAAGCAUGGCGACAACUACAACUGGUUUGCACGUCCCACUACAUUUGCUGUCAUUGGCAAUUCAGUGUACCUGUUGUUUACUAGGGCUUUAUCACAACCUUUCUAUCUGGGCCACACUAUACAUGGCAACCUCCCAUACCUGACCUUGGAAAGAGAAAUGGUCAAGUAUAGAGUCUGAAAUACAGCCUUCUCUGCCAAGUCUGAGAAGCGUGCAGAUCGAAGUGUGAUUUGGAAGUUACCUGAAGACCUUCAGCCAGCAACUGGCCUCAAAUAAGCUGGAGUUCUUGCAGAGAAUGCAGAGGAUUCUGAAGGAAGAGUUGUAUUUAAUUCAAAACCAUUUGCACAUCUUAUUCAAGAGACAAUGUGUAAUAAUCCUCAGCAAGUAGGAGAAGGCUGCUGUUCAGGUAUGGCUAUUACUUUUAAUGGACCAACUCCCAGAAAGAUGAUAGUAAUGAUUGCACUGGCUCAGGGCAUUCAUUAUUUCAACAGUACACUGAUUUUCUUACCUCCAAAUGGUUCAGAAAAUGACUGA
Mirounga angustirostris (Northern elephant seal) is the source of this 651-nucleotide messenger RNA. It is a transcript of the gene C1GALT1C1L, whose product is annotated as C1GALT1 specific chaperone 1 like. The record is from RefSeq and is a predicted model, not a curated record. Lineage: Eukaryota; Metazoa; Chordata; Mammalia; Carnivora; Phocidae.